Aureobasidium melanogenum CBS 110374 is the source of this 921-nucleotide messenger RNA. Its product is annotated as kinase-like protein. Lineage: Eukaryota; Fungi; Ascomycota; Dothideomycetes; Dothideales; Saccotheciaceae. Bases 1 to 921 code for a protein of 306 amino acids. Gene Ontology annotation, biological process: protein autophosphorylation; actin filament organization; actin cortical patch assembly. Gene Ontology annotation, cellular component: cytoplasm. The transcript has a single exon. Gene Ontology annotation, molecular function: ATP binding; protein serine/threonine kinase activity. The record is from RefSeq and is a predicted model, not a curated record.
AUGGCCGCCGCAUACUCUGCAAGUGCUCCGGGCUCACUCCCUCCAACCAUGUCGAAUCCAAGUGCUCCUCCGGGCACUUUCGCUCCGGGUACCAAGGUCCAAGUCGGCUCACAUCGCGUCGUCAUCGAGAAGUACUUCUCCGAGGGAGGCUUCGCUCACGUCUACACCGUCCGUGUACCGCCCAAAGAUGCCUCCGGCAAACCCACCAUUGCCGUCCUCAAAAGAGUCGCCGUGCCGGACAAGGAAGCUCUGGCAAACAUGCGUACCGAGGUUGAGACCAUGAAGAAGCUACAGGGUCACAAGCACAUUGUCACAUACAUCGACAGCCAUGCAAGUCAGCUGAAAGGUGGUGGCUACGAGGUCUUUUUGCUCAUGGAGUUUUGCUCGGGCGGUGGUCUGAUUGACUUCAUGAAUACGCGCCUGCAACAUCGCUUGACCGAGCCAGAGAUCCUGAACAUCUUCGGCGACGUCAGUGAGGGUGUUGCGACCAUGCAUUACCUCAAGCCGCCGCUCUUGCAUAGAGACCUAAAGGUCGAGAACGUCCUCAUUACAAACUCACCAAAGGGCGCCAUCUACAAGCUUUGCGAUUUUGGAAGUACAGCUCCUCCACGGCCGGCUGCUACCAACGCCCAAGAGGGCAGGAUGAUCGAGGACGAUAUCCAGCGUCACACUACCAUGCAGUAUCGAAGUCCCGAGAUGGUCGAUGUCUGGCGCCGGCAGCCAAUCGACGAGAAGAGCGACAUCUGGGCGCUGGGCGUCCUGCUGUACAAGUUGUGCUACUACACUACUCCUUUCGAGGAGGUCGGCCAAAUGGCCAUCUUGAAUGCCUCGUUCAAAUACCCGCACUAUCCUGCUUUUUCAUCUCGUCUCAAAGCAUUGAUUGGUCAGUGCCUUAUCCCUGUGAUCCGCUCGUUCUGCUAA